GGGCCUUCGCCUGCUCCCCUCGCGGCCCUAGGCGCCGCUAGCUUUGUGGUUCCUGCGGUUAGCAGGGGGAGGUCCGAGGAUGGAGGACGACAGUGGCCGAGAGGACUGCCUAGGUCGAGCCGUGUGCGUGCUGACCGGGGCCUCCCGCGGCUUCGGCCGGGUGCUGGCCCUGCUCCUGGCCCCGCGGCUAUCUCCUGGCUCCGUGCUGGUCCUAAACGCCCGUAACGACGAGGCGCUGCGGCAGCUGGAGGCCGAGCUGGGCGCUGGAUGCGCCGGCCUGCUCGUGGUGCUAGUGCCCGGCGACCUGGGCGCCGAGGCCGGCUUGCAGCAGCUUCGUGACGCUCUGCGCCAGCUCCCCAGGCCCGAAGGGCUGCAGCGAGUGCUACUGAUCAACAACGCAGGCAGUCUUGGGGAUGUGUCCAAAGGCUUCGUUAACAUAGCCGACGCAGCUGAAGUGAACAGCUACUGGGCUCUGAACUUAACAUCUAUGCUCUGCCUGACUUCCAGCAUCCUGAAGGCCUUCCCAGACAGUCCUGGCCUCAGCAGGACUGUGGUUAACAUCUCGUCCCUCUGUGCCCUGCAACCCUUCAAGGGCUGGACACUGUACUGUGCAGGGAAGGCUGCCCGUGACAUGAUGUUCCAGGUCCUGGCGGAAGAGGAGCCUAGUGUGAGGGUGCUGAACUAUGCCCCAGGGCCUCUGGACACAGACAUGCAGCAGCUGGCCCGAGAGACCUGCAUAGACGAAGACUUGCGGAAAAGGCUGCAGGUGCUGAAGACAGAGGGGAAGCUGGUGGAUUGUAGGGUGUCAGCCCAUAAACUGCUAAGUUUGCUGCAAAAGGAUACGUUCAAGUCUGGAGCUCAUAUUGACUUCUACGAUCAAUAAGCCCAGAUCCUUGGCUUCCUGGGGCUCUCUUCUCCCUCUUUCAGGCAGACCCAGAGGCCCUGUGCCUCCUCACAUACUGUCACAGUGGCACCACCAGCCCUGCUUUACACAGAUAAGCACUUGUGCCUACUGCCCUACGCCCAGACCCAGCCAGCUGCGAGGUCACUGGGGCGCCCGGUUCUCAGGAGUCUGUGUUGAGCACUCUGAGUUAGGAAGAGGUUUGUGAGAGAGAACUUAUGGGUGUUGGUGUUCUCUAGGAAUAUAAUUUUAAGAAUGGAAAAGUGGGACAAGAAGCUGAAAUACUUCAGAAGCUGAAGAGAGGGGGUUGGGUCUCUUCAUGGCCAGUCCGUGGGGAAGGUUGGGUAAACUACUUCAAAUAGGAGGGACCAGUAGAUUCAUGGGUAGCCUGGUAGGGAGGGAGGACAGUGCAAGUUUCAGCCCACAGGGAUGCCUUUUACUCAGGGUAGCAGGACUUUCUGUUGAACUUCAUGGCCUCAUUCCAAUGCCUUCUCCCUCCAGAACCUGCCCUUUGUUCUGCAGAUGGGGUUGGGGCUGAGAGUUUUUGUACAUGGCAAAGGCAGAUAAAAAUAAAAUGUGAAUUGUCCUUUA
Messenger RNA from Phyllostomus hastatus (greater spear-nosed bat), 1492 nucleotides. RefSeq names its product sepiapterin reductase (gene SPR). The record is from RefSeq and is a predicted model, not a curated record. The transcript is spliced from 3 exons. Bases 80 to 883 code for a protein of 267 amino acids. Lineage: Eukaryota; Metazoa; Chordata; Mammalia; Chiroptera; Phyllostomidae. Gene Ontology annotation, molecular function: sepiapterin reductase (NADP+) activity. Gene Ontology annotation, biological process: tetrahydrobiopterin biosynthetic process.